Mercenaria mercenaria is the source of this 1236-nucleotide messenger RNA. RefSeq lists its product as uncharacterized. Gene Ontology annotation, biological process: protein polyubiquitination; proteasome-mediated ubiquitin-dependent protein catabolic process. Lineage: Eukaryota; Metazoa; Mollusca; Bivalvia; Venerida; Veneridae. The coding region runs from base 1 to 1236 and encodes 411 amino acids. Gene Ontology annotation, molecular function: ubiquitin protein ligase activity. The record is from RefSeq and is a predicted model, not a curated record. The transcript has a single exon.
AUGAAUCAAAUGGACAAAAACGUCACUGGAAAAAUAACUCUUCUCGAGGAAUUGAAUAAAUCGAAAGAGGAAGCAAUAAACGCAAUUAAGGAAUUUGUAAAUGAAAUCUACACAAUUCUUAAACGUCUGGAAAAAGAAUCGAUUCUUGAAGUUGAAGAAAUAUUUCGAGAAAUGGAGUCAGUAUUUGAGCAGGAAAGGAGAGAUGCUGAAACAGAAAUGUUAAAUAUGAAACCUUCAGAGAAUGGCCCACAAAUUUCAGAAGAGCUUUCUAACGAUGUGAAAAUUGGGUCCGAUUGUAAAUUCACACGCGAAUAUAUGGUAAAUGCACGCAAGUCAUCGUCUCAAGCAAAGAUAAUCUUUAACGAAGACAGUAAUAUACGAGAGACAUUGUGCCAGUUUAAAUCGCUUGGAACUGUGUUGACAACGAAAUCAAGACCAAGUGCUUACUCUGUAUCAGGCAUUAAAGAUAUAAACAUAAGAUUAUCGAGUGACUUUGGUACUUGUAACGUAAGUGACGCAUGCCUUGUUGGACCAAAUGCGUUACUUUUAGUUGAUAACGCUAAUAAAAAGCUGAAACGUAUGAAUAUUGUUUCAGAAUCUAUCUUAGACCAGUGUGACAUGCGUGCGCAUCCAUACUGUGCUUGUGCAAUUUCUAAACAGGAAGUAGCAGUAACUUUAAGUAAUAAUACGAUCCAGUUUAUGUCGCUAGGCAACACGAUGAGUCCAACUCGCCAAUUAAAUUUCAGCCAUUGUUGUUAUGGAAUUGCAUACAAAGAUGAUAAACUAUUCAUAUCUGACAGCAGUUGUUCUCUCUAUGUUCACGAUAUGACAGGACAAUUGGUACAGACAAUAUUCCAGGACACUUUUGGGAAUAAUCUUUUUGAGUAUUGCAGACAAAUUGUUAUCAGUGACAAAGGGGAUGAAAUUUUUGUAUCUGAUCGAACGAACAGACUAAGAAUUUUUGACCUCGAAGGAAAACACAUUGAUACGUUCGUUGAUUUGAAUAUGGAUCAAGUUAAUGGAGUUAGUACUGACGGAAGAGGGAACGUAUUUGCAUGCGGGUAUGCAUCACGUAACGUUAUACAAAUAGGACAUAACUUAAGGAAGAAAAUGAUAAUCGCCAAACCUUCAGAUGGACUUGUAAAUCCAUAUUCACUUUGUUUUGCUCCGAGUCAAUGUGUGCUAUUCGUCACUCAAGGCAACAGUGACAGAGUAAAAGCUUUUCAGUUGAAAUGA